Messenger RNA from Rhodamnia argentea, 1130 nucleotides. RefSeq lists its product as uncharacterized. The record is from RefSeq and is a predicted model, not a curated record. The transcript has a single exon. NCBI's taxonomy places the organism in Eukaryota, Viridiplantae, Streptophyta, Magnoliopsida, Myrtales, Myrtaceae. Bases 40 to 972 code for a protein of 310 amino acids.
UGAUGAACAUUUGAAUAGACACUCUCCCUUUUGCGAAGAAUGGGACGGAAGGUGGAGAAGCUCCCGAAUCCAGCAGCGUUUCUGAGAGAACCGUUUCACGUCUUGGCCACGACGCUCCUCGCCCUUCUCCUCCCUCUCUCGUUCCUGCUCGCGUCGAGGCUCUCUCUUUCCGGCUACUUCUUCAGCAGCCUUGCCCCUGCGGAUCACGCCCUCGAGCCAAUCGCCCUCCUCUUCUCUCUCUUCUUCGACACCAACCCGACUCUCCUCCUUGUCCUUCUCUCCAUCCUCGGCAUUGCCACCCUUGUUCAUUGCCUCGCCGGCCACAUCGACGUCCUCGGCAAGUUGGUCGGCUCGGUCCACCGGCCUGGCCUUUACUUGGCCUGGGUCUUGCUAUGCGCGUCCCAAAUUUGCCUCCUUUUAGGCAUCGGGGGGAGCUUAGUUCUUGGAGUAGUUAAAGGCUCAAGCUUUAGCUAUGAGCCGAGUUCGUUCAGGAAGGCCCUGUUGUUUAUAGGAUUGCAUGAGACCAUGGCCAACUGGUGCAGGGUGGUGGUGAAGCCAGUGGUGGACGACAUGGUUCUUGGGUUCCCUAGGGAGGAGAGGUGGACCGAGAGGGCAGCGGCAGCCACGAGCUUCGGUGGCCUGUGGUGGUGGAGGAUGAGGGAGGAAGUCGAGUCGCUGGUGGUGGUUCCCGAGGUGAAGAUGGAGCUCUUGAUGGGCGUCGGAGUGGCCGACUUUCUGGCUUGGUGGUUGUAUUACUUGACUGUGACUAUUGGGAUGGUCCAGAUUGUCAAGGGCUUCAUGCGGCUUGGAAUGACUUUUUCCAGAAGGUUCACCGGAAACUCUGGCGACGACAGCAAAUACUUUCCAGGACCCGGACCUGGUCUGUAUGGAGUGGAUAGGCACCAAUGGUCAGUUCAGCUCGAUCAUACUUCGACUCCACUUGGUCGAACAAUCCGAAUAGAUGUAUUAUAGUCACGGUGCAGGUCUAGGUAAGAACUUUCCCGCUCCUGGCCUUGUGCGAUUCCUAAGGCAAGGUCCGAAACUCAAUCUGCACGUAUGUCCAAUUUUCUUGCUGUCUCAUCAUUUCUCAUCAGUUUAGUGGUUACAAGAAAUAAGGAACAUCAAUGCAG